CACAAAGGCAUUGUUUGAUUCGCCUCGCGGACCGCAAGAGUGCAUGGCCACGAUCCUCCCGUAAUUUGUCAACUCGUACAGUUGUCACUCUGUAUAAUAAAGCGGUUGCUGAGAAGUUGAGCAAAACGAGUAGACCUACUACUGCUACCAAACAGAGGAGAGGAGAGGGGAACGAUGGCGUCGGAGGCAGCAGUGGCGGCUGGCGGCGGCGGGGUGGUGAAGCACGUCCUACUGGCCAAGUUCAAGGAUGAGGUGACGCCGGAGCGCCUGGACCAGCUCAUCCGCGGCUACGCCGCCCUCGUCGAUGUCGUCCCCUCCAUGAAGGCCUUCCACUGGGGAACUGAUGUGAGCAUAGAGAACAUGCAUCAAGGGUUCACGCAUGUCUUUGAGUCCACAUUUGAAAGCACAGAAGGAAUAAAGGAGUACAUUGAACACCCAGAACAUGCUAAAUUUGCAGAUCAGUUCUUGGCUGCAUUAGAGAAGACCCUCAUAAUCGACUACAAGCCAACUGUUAUUAACUAAUGGCUAGCUCAGUUAGAGCCUCAGAGUUUUUCUCUGUCAACAAUACUUCAAACUGUUUGUUGGAGAAUUUUAUUCUCGGCUCUACAAUAUAUAAAUUGUGCUAAAUAAAUUAGUUCGGCUUGUUUUCCCGGUUGAGAAUGAAAUUUGAGUUUGUGUAAUUGCAGUUUGUAAUAACUUUGAACGUCUUUGUACGUACUAGAAUUAUGUUUCUAAAGUAAUGCUUUUCUGUCCA
Phragmites australis (common reed) is the source of this 754-nucleotide messenger RNA. Its product is annotated as stress-response A/B barrel domain-containing protein HS1. Lineage: Eukaryota; Viridiplantae; Streptophyta; Magnoliopsida; Poales; Poaceae. The transcript has 2 exons. The record is from RefSeq and is a predicted model, not a curated record. Gene Ontology annotation, biological process: pollen tube adhesion. The coding region runs from base 175 to 522 and encodes 115 amino acids.